Messenger RNA from Lachancea fermentati, 294 nucleotides. NCBI's taxonomy places the organism in Eukaryota, Fungi, Ascomycota, Saccharomycetes, Saccharomycetales, Saccharomycetaceae. The record is from the annotation of a GenBank genome assembly.
AUGAGCAAACUACUUAAGCUAACAUCCGUGAGCGUGCUGACUUCGGCAUUAGGGGUUUCCUAUUACUUCUAUGUAUUUGAUAAAGAUGGCUACCACUAUAAAAAUGCAUCUUGGAAGAGAUACAGCGAUCACGUUCAAGGUAUAAUAGAUCAUAAAGAAGAUAUUCCGGUGGAGGUAAUUGGCAGCGCACCUCGCAAUGUGGUAGCAAGGCCAAUGGGAGAAACUAUGAAGGAUAUUUGGAAUCAGCAAGUAAGAAGCACGGUGGAAUGGAUCUACUCUUUCGGAAGCCAUUAG